Molecule: messenger RNA, 1593 nt
Organism: Orbilia oligospora ATCC 24927
Lineage: Eukaryota; Fungi; Ascomycota; Orbiliomycetes; Orbiliales; Orbiliaceae
Exons: 4
Coding region: 1-1593 (530 amino acids)
Biological process (GO): cardiolipin biosynthetic process
Cellular component (GO): mitochondrion
Molecular function (GO): CDP-diacylglycerol-glycerol-3-phosphate 3-phosphatidyltransferase activity
Source: RefSeq, a predicted model, not a curated record
AUGGCAGCGCGCACAUCCUGCCUCCUUCUUCGCCAAGUUCGGCCAAAGGCGAUAAAUCCUCCCAAAUUCCGAACACCAUCCCGCCGAACCUUUUCAUUCUCAUCGAGUAAUACCGCUUCGGGCGCCGGUGCUGAGUCUGGCAGUGAUGGCGGUGCUUCAUCCACUUUCAGCGUUCUUCGGGGCCUUGUAGAUGAAAUGGACAGGCUGGCGCCUAGGUUCGAGGUCGGACCGCGAGAUAUUACGAUACUGAAGGAGCCGGAGGAGUUCUAUCGCAGUUUAAAGAUGAAAAUACUAUCUGCGAAGAAAAGAGUAUUCAUUGCGACUUUAUAUAUCGGAAAGACGGAACACGAACUCAUUGAAACGAUCAAAACCGCUCUUCGAAAUUCGCCGACCCUGAAAGUUUCAAUAUUGACGGAUGCUCUGCGAGGGACCCGGGAGGCACCCGACGUCUGUUCUGCAUCGCUAUUAGUACCGUUAGUUAAGGAAUUUGGUGAAGAUCGAGUCGAGCUGCGAAUGUUCCACACCCCAAAUCUUCGAGGGUUUAGAAAAGCCUUGAUACCGAAAAGAUUGAAUGAAGGCUGGGGUCUACAGCAUAUGAAGCUAUAUGGAUUCGAUGACGAAAUUAUAUUAUCUGGCGCCAAUCUAUCAAAGGACUACUUUACGAACAGGCAGGAUCGGUAUCAUUUAUUUUCUAGCAAAUCUAUUACCGAUUACUACGCGAAAGUGCACGAUGCUGUUUGCAGCCUCAGUUUCAAGGUUCAGCCAAAUGACAAAGUCGAGAAUCGAUUUGAACUGGUCUGGCCCUCAAGCAACCCUGCUCCGUCUCCCUUGGAAGAUAAAUCGGGUUUCAAAUCUGCGGCUUCCGCCCUAAUAUCUCCUUUGUUGAAACCAACAUCAGCUCCCGGUCCGCGAAAGUCAAAAACAGUUGUCUACCCGCUAGGGCAAUUCACACCAUUGAUGUCCGACGAAAACCACUCGACGGAACAUCCUGGUAUAUUAAGCGUACUUCGAACUCUAUCGCGUGAGGAUUUCGCAAAGUCUUCUUGGACGUUUACUGCAGGUUACUUCAACAUGCAUAGAGAAUUGAAAGAGCUACUAUUGGCUUCAAAAUCAGACCUUGGAACUGUGGUCACUGCUGCUCCUGAAGCUAACGGGUUUUAUGGAUCAGCUGGGGUCUCGGGGUACCUGCCUCCUGGAUACCUAAUUCUCGCAAGAAGGUUUCUAGAAGAAGUCGGAAAGGUAAGAGGUGGCGAAGGGGUGGAGCUACUUGAAUGGAGGAGGGGCGUGGUAGGUCAGCCAGGAGGGUGGACGUAUCACGCUAAAGGCAUCUGGAUCACACUCCCAGAAUACACAUCACCGAGCUUAACGGUCGUUGGGUCCUCAAACUACACCCGACGAUCGAAAAAGCUGGAUUUGGAGAUGAACGCUUUGGUGAUAACGGAUGAUAAGGAGCUGCAGAAGGAGCUCGCCGGCGAGAUUGAGCAUUUGAAGACAUAUGCGAAACCCUUGGCAUUGGAGGAUUUCAACAAGGAAGAUAAAAAAGUACCUUGGGAGACUAAAGUACUUUUGUGGUUUCUGUCAUGGGGAUUGUAA